AGCUAGAGAUGCAGUCGCUGCACGUUUCUGAGAUGGCAGAAGCACAGAGCACUGUUUGGUCUGGAGCUGGAACCUGGAUGGCAGGCUCUCCUGACAGGCUGGCUCUGCCGAGUGGCUGUCCCUCCCUUUCUGCAGCCUUCUUCCCUCUCCACCAGGUCCUGGGCAGCUCUCUCCGUCCAAAUGGGAGCUGAGUUUGCAAGCUGCCAGGGGAGGCAAAGGGCUGGCGGAGCUGAUGUCAGCGGCAGCAGACAGUUGUGAUUGGAUCUAAUUAGACUUUGCAGCAGCAAAUAGACAAGUUCCCUGCGUGAUUGGCUUCAAAGUGGCUGAUGCCCAACAACUAGCAGAGGUGCCAAAGUGGAAGCCCUGCGUUUGGAGCCCAGACCCGGAGAAGCGGCCGCUGGGAGGAGAGUGGAGCUCCCAGACCCUCCGCCUGCUCGCCUUUCCUUCCCGCCCUGCCGGUUCCUGGAGCGGUGGGCUCUCAGACUCAAAUAACAGGCUCGCAGCCCAGCUGGAAACAAGUGACAGAACAAUUGGAGAGACAAGGAGGGAGUGGGGGGCGCAGGAGUGCUCGGUCCUAAAAAGUGAGCCAGCUCCCUGAUUUGCAGAAGCACAAGCGUUUAGCUGAGGCGGCAGCUGCGGCGGCGGGAGCAGGAAAGGUGAAACUGGUUAAGGAAGGAUUCCUGUCCUGCUCUACUUCCCGAGUCUCAGCCAUGGCAUCGGUGUUGGGGACCAGCAGAGGGUCCGGAGGGCUGAGCAGUCAACUCAGAUGCAAGUCGAAGAGGCGUCGGAGACGGAGGUCCAAGAGGAAAGACAAAGUCAGCAUGUUGUCAGCCUUCAUCUCUCCUUUCAAGCACUUGAGCCCUGGGGCCACAAACACGGAGGAUGAAGACAAUCUAAGUACCAGCAGCGCGGACGUGAAGGAGAACCGGAAUGUGAGCAACUUGGAGGCGCGUCCGCUGCCCUCCGGCGACAGGGCUCGAGGCGGCGUGCCCGGCGUGAAGAGGAAAAGGCCCCUGGAGGAGGGCAAUGGUGGCCACCUGUGCCAAGUGCAGCUGAUCUGGAAGACGCUGUCCUGGUCAAUGGCACCCAAGAACGCACUGGUCCAGCUGCACGAGCUGCGGCCGGGCCUGCAGUACCGGAUGGUGUCCCAGACCGGCCCGGUGCACGCGCCCGUCUUUGCCGUGGCCGUAGAGGUGAACGGGCUGACGUUCGAGGGCACGGGGCCCACCAAGAAGAAGGCCAAGAUGCGGGCGGCCGAGCUGGCCCUGCGCUCCUUUGUGCAGUUCCCCAACGCCUGCCAGGCGCACCUGGCCAUGGGGAGCGGCCCCAGCCCCUGCACGGACUUCACCUCCGACCAGGCCGACUUCCCCGACACUCUGUUCAAGGAGUUUGAGCCGGCGGCGUCCAGCGCGACUUUCCCGGGCCGCCGCCCCGCCGAGCCCGAGCUGCUGUCUGCGGCGUUCCGGCGGGGGCGGCUGCUGCGCCGCACGCUGGACCUGGUGGCGCCGGGCGACAGGAACCCGGUGGUGCUGCUGAACCAGCUGCGCGCCGGCCUGCGAUACGUGUGCCUCUCCGAGCGGCCCCGUAGGUUCGUCAUGGCCGUGAGCGUGGACGGGAGGACGUUUGAAGGCUCGGGACGCAGCAAGAAGCUGGCCAAGGGCCAGGCCGCGCAGGCCGCCCUCCAGGCCCUCUUCGACAUCCGGCUGCCCGGCCACGUGCCCAGCAGGAGCAAAAGUCACCUAUUGCCCCAGGAAUUUGCUGACUCCUUGUCCCAGCUGGUCACGCAGAAGUUCCGCGAGCUGACCGUGGGCCUGACGUCGUCUGUGCACGCCCGCCACAAAGCACUGGCGGGGAUCGUCAUGACUAAAGGCAUGGAUGUCAGGCAAGCACAGGUUAUCGUCCUGUCCUCGGGGACCAAGUGCAUCAGCGGCGAGUACCUCAAUGACCAGGGGCUCGUGGUCAACGACUGCCACGCAGAGACGGUGGCACGAAGGGCACUACUCCACUUCCUGUACGCGCAGCUGGAGCUGCACCUCAGCCAGCGUCGAGAGGACUCGGAGCGCUCCAUAUUUGUGCGGCUGAAGGACGGAGGCUAUAGGCUGAGGGACAACACCCUGUUCCAUCUGUAUGUGAGCACGUCCCCCUGCGGAGACGCACGCCUCAACUCGCCCUACGAAAUCACCACGGACCUGACCAGCAGCAAACACAUCGUCAGGAAAUUCCGUGGGCACCUGCGCACGAAGAUUGAGUCUGGAGAGGGCACCGUGCCCGUCCGGGGAGCCAGCGCAGUACAGACGUGGGACGGCGUCCUGCUGGGCGAGCAGCUUAUCACCAUGUCCUGCACAGACAAGAUCGCCAGGUGGAACGUGCUGGGCCUGCAGGGCGCCCUUCUCUGCCACUUCAUCGAGCCCGUGUACCUGCACAGCAUCGUCGUGGGGAGUCUGCACCACACCGGCCACCUCUCCCGGGUGAUGAGCCACCGGACAGAGGACAUCGGCCAGCUGCCCUCCUCCUACCGGCAUAACCGGCCCCUCCUCAGCGGCGUGAGCAGCGCCGAGGCGCGCCGGCCGGGGAAGUCUUCCCACUUCAGCGUGAACUGGGUGGCGGGCCACGCGGACGUGGAGAUCCUGGAUGCCACCACCGGGAAGCGCAGCUGUGGGGGCUGGUCCCGGCUCUGCAAGCACGUCCUCUCUGCCCGGUGGGCGCGGCUCUAUGGAAAGCUGAGCACGCGGAUACCGAGCCAUGGGGACACACCAGCCAUGUACUGUGAGGCCAAGCUGGGAGCACACACCUACCAGUCCGUUAAACAGCAGCUGUUCAAGGCGCUCCAGAAGGCGGGCCUGGGCAUCUGGGUGAGGAAGCCGCCCGAGCAGGACCAGUUCCCUCUCGCUCUCUGAGUCGCUGGCCCCAGGCCCUCAGACGGAGUGAGGCGCCUGGGCCGGGCGGGCGGUGGGCAGGCGUGGGGGGCAAGACCGUGCUGACCGGGUCUGUGCAUUCAUUUCCUUUGGGGUUCCAGAAACACCCAACUGUGCAAUGCUCGGAGGAGCAACCAGACUUGAACCAGGAGCGCGCUGCUUCUCAGAUGGCCAGUCCCGGGCUGGCCCAGCACAGCCGGCCCACCUCCAGGCACCAGGGCAGUGAGAUUCCUCAGUGUGUCAGAGGGAUGGUGUCUAUUCAGGCUGGAGGGUCCAAGUGGCAGCCUUGAAAGGUGGUCCCGAGGCAUUGCCAGUUAGAAAUAAACUUCAGGCACCAUUUGCUGUGUUCCCCUUUCGAGCGAUGCACUUGGUUGUCACGAGCACAAGCUUAUAGAAACUUCAAGAUAAGCCACAAGUGAAGAGAAAAGCCAUGGGCUCCUCCCCAAAGAAGCCAGUAAGAACACCCUGUCAUUUUCACUAUUCAUUUAAGUGUUUUAUUCUGUCUCCUUUUGCAAAGCAUUUAGGAUGUACGAUACUAAAGAACCCCUAAAACAGGACCAGAGAAAUGAGACCAUUAGGUGCAGAGCAAAGGAACUAGACAUGACGAAACUAAACUUCUCUGAGUGUCGCAAGCUGUCCUGUGUCCCUCUCGUCCAUCACAGCUCUGUCUCUGGCAGAUAGCAGUACCACUAAAUAAGUUUGAGCUGCCUAAGUGUCUGCAAGCACCCCAAUCCCUUCCCACCAGGUAGUGAGGAAAUCCUGGCAUAGCCCAAAUUCUGACUUAGGAACUAACUUGUUCUUACAAAGCAAGCACAAAAGCCUCCAAAACAACCUUGACUCUGGGCAUGAAGAGCUACCAGCUCUCCUUUCCUUUAGGUUCCCCAUCACCAUCACCAUCUUGCACGACAGAAAAAAUUCUCAAAGCAACUGCACAAACGCAAGAGGCAGGAUUCCGUCCUGGCCAGAGCAGACGGCAGACGACAGAACCCUCCCCCGCACGGCUGGACAGAGGAUGCAGUGCCCACAAAUGAGGUGGUCAGGCAGCUGGACUUGCACUCUGCCACGAAGAACUCAUCUCCAACACCCCGCCUGCCAGUCGACAGGUCUCUAAUUUCUCCGAUUACAAGAUUGUGCUAAGUAGCAAAGCUUCAUAGUAGGCAGCUCUGGACUCUGGGCUCCGGGUUAGAAUCCCUGCUGACCACCUUGGGGUACAGCCUGAGAAUACAGGUUUCCCACUUAACCCAGGGAAUGCACGCAUAACAUCAUGCUGUAUAUAUUCGGGUACAAAUUACAGACACAAUACCAAUCAGGCAAAAGUGAAACGAAGUGUAGAUAUUUGUUACAUGGUAACAAGAAGUAGACAUAUUAGUAUGCAAAUAGAAGCUUUUCCCAGGUUACUAUAAGGUCAAAUUUGUUGCUCAAGUUCUUUUAGAAAGGAAAAUAGGCACUGCGGUGUACAAUUUCUCCAGGAUAAAGUUUCGAAAUAUAUGAAAAUGUUUUUACAAAUGUGACUCAUUAAUCCAUUAUAAAAAUUGAGGAAAUAGAAUGAAAUCUUAGUACAAAUGGCCCACUUAUAUAAGUUUCUAAUAAUCUGAUGUAUCACGAGGCUGGGGCUUAGAAAUCCAAAACCCUUAGGACUGGAUUUGAUAUAGACUCUCAGCCGCCAAUAACCGAAGCCCUUCUCCGAAAGUGGUGGGCUCAGGGAUCCCGGGGUGAAGUCUGCGCCCUGAGCUUGCUGCCUGGACAAGGUGUGUGCUUUACAUCAGCUGCUCCAGACAAUGCUCCCCCUUCCAUGUGGAGUGCACACUGGCGGGAGAUGCAGGAUGCAGCAACCUUCAGAGGGCACCGUGGGCCACCCAUCUGAUCUGGUUCAAGGGACCUGGAAGGUAUUCUCCUAUCCCAUAGUGAACAUGCCCACAAUGCCCGAACGAAAGCUGGUUGGUCACAAGUCAUUUUACCUGAGGCCGUGGCUCUCCAGAAACAACCCAGACUUCACUAAAACACAAGCCUCUACUUCUGGAGAAAGCCACACACUAGCACCACUGUGCCCAGGGGCUCCAGCAUGGGGGUGAGUCUGUGAGGCAGGCAGGGGCUCCUUGGAAGGGGAGGCUAGGCUCUGCAAAGAAGGUCGACAGCAAGAGAAGGUUCCAGUGCAGCAGGAAGUCCGUCUGAGCCUGGCACUCUGCGUGGAGGCACCUGUCCAGUGCACGGGGAAACGGGGGAGACGGGGCGGGCAGUGGGGAAUGUUUGCUGUGCGCACAGGGCAGUGAAGGGUGGCGAGCUGAGCCACCAGAAGGCUGACCCAGCCAGGAGGCGGCGCAGGGUUCUGUGCAUGGGGCACCUGUGUGACUGGAGGGACAGGUCAUUUCCCAGAGAGAGAAGAUCUAGAAGGGGAAGCCUAAGGGUUUCACUGUCUGCCUCAAAGUCCAAAAGGAUGUUCCAACACUGCCUUAGAGCAGGUCUACCCUGCACUUUUUAAACAGAAAAUCUGGUGAAUUUGGGUCUGGAGGGAGCCCACACCCCCCUCACCGCCUGAGGUUUCCACAAGGAGAACAAAGCAUGGGUAGAUGGUUCAUGACUUUUAGUCACCCUGAAAAUAUGACCCAGCGGAACAAAAGGAAGAGGCACAGACAUAAUGGCAGGGGCUCCCCAGGCAGCCAGGUUACACAACUGCCCCCACUGCCCACCUGAAUUUGCCUUGGAAUCACCACCUUGCAUCACCUGAUGGCUCAACCUCCUUUGUUCCCAACCUCCCCAGGUUCUGUAUUAACAUCUCUUUAGUUCUAUGUCUAAUGUCCAGAUAAAAUCAACACCACCUUUAUCUGCAGCCAAAGCACCUGUUGCUUUCCUGUCAGGGAGAUAAGCCAUGGAAGCUUUCCUGCCUGGUUCUCACAAAAAAUGACCAUGUGCCAGCCUUUGGCAUGACUUGGCCAGGAGGUCACGUGGUUACAUGAGCUCUGCUUGUCCAGCUCCAGCGCCCAGUUUCACAACAACAUGUGACAGCAAGUUACUGGAUUUAGGAUUUCUUUGGUUUUCGUUUUUGCCAAGGAAAGGAUUUGAGGGUCUGUAACUAUCACUUCUUUUCAUGCUGUGGUUCUCUUUGAGUCUGUAUGUGUCCUUCUUGCCACCACUGGUUUUGUGACAAGUCUUAUUCCUCAGAAACAUCAAGGUGAUUUCCUAUUCAAGUGAACACAGCUCAUAUUGUUCCCACAUACUUUCCUUUUCACAAGGAGUUGUUCUUAUCAAUAAAAAUUUUUUCCUUUGUUAGACUGUUCACCACAUCUGGAGAGUCAUAAACAGUAACUACAUGGUAUCAAUGCCCAGAAUAGAAGAGUUAGAAUAUUUUGAUGAAAUCCUAUUUUUAGAUUAUAAAUUUAAAGAUGUGUCUAUAGGAUCUUGUUUAAAAAAAUUUAAAAAAAACAUUUAAAACUUAGACAUUUUUAAUUUAGGGAAACUAAUACACCCAUUUUUUAAGAAGCCAUUUUAAUGAAAUCAUUUACGCAAUUGGCCCAAAACACAAUAAACUUCACACUUUCUCGUGUGGACAAAGGGGGUCAGGGACAGCAUUUCUUCUGCACUGACCGUGGUGACCACCUGGCAGAAGUCUGGUUGCACUCAGCAGGCCCUGGUGUACCGGUGCUGGUUUCCUCACCUUCUGGAGUCCAGUUCCCGAGUUGGUCACCCAUCGCAGUCAGGAGGGUCUGCGUCCUGCGCGUUUCCAGCUCCGAGUUCUCACAGAGUUUGCGGGCGGUGUGACAAAUUAGAAGUCCGCGAUUCAGGACAGCCUGUAACACCAUCAAGCAGCAUCUAGCAAGGACAACACCCCUCUGAGGUCUUGCUGGCCUUUUUAUGCUUCUGCAGGCACCGUGAUGAGAUGUGGGGUAGGUGGGGACAGGGCAGGUGGGUGGGACCCACACGUGCAAAGAUGGGGGCGCUCUCGGCCCUGUCCGUGGUCCUGACCCGUUGCAACUUGCAGCUCUGCUGUUUCUGGGAACCCUGGGGUAUUGUUGGCUCCUGUCAAACUCCUCCCACAAAUUCUGAAUCAGAUACAGGACGGGGGUGGGCGGUGAGGCAGCUGCCACAGAUGAGGCAUGCAGACUGCACAGUGACGGCCUGGGGCAACAAAUGCAGCCCCUCUCGGUCCUGGACAGUCACCACUGUCUGCGGCUUCUCCCACCAGCACUGCCUCUCUGGUUUUCUUUCUCACACGUUCCUCUCCCUCCACGUUCUGUUCCCUUUUGUAUUGCCUUCCUUCCCUAUCCUAAACUUCCGAUUCCCUCGGACUGGAGUCUCAGGCGUGUGUCUGCCCCAAGCUCCACAAUGCUCAUCUGUGAAGCAGGUGGACACUCAGGAUAGGCCUGAGUCUGAUGGGUUCCUUUGACGUGUUGUCCAGAGGGAUUUACGAGAGUCCUUUCCUGGUUUCCUGUAACAUGGCCAUGCAGUCAGACCUCCCACCAAAAGGGAUACCGAUGGCCACAUCUCUACAAAUUCAGAGUAGACAAUACCACUUCUGCAGGGGACUGCAGACAGUAUCAAACCUGCAGAAGGUAAUACUUUGUUUCCCAACUCAUCAUUUCACAGUCAAAAUUUGGGGGAUGCAACAGCCUCUAAGAUAAAAUGACUGGGAGUUUAGGGCCUCUUUUCGCACAGGCACUAGAUUUCUAUCACUCUGCAGUAUAUGCAUCAGUAAAAACAAAAAAAUACUUUCCCAGCAGUGCCCAAUUAACUUUCAAAUAAUUUCCAGCAUUUUUUUAAGCAAAAUUAACUUAACAAAUAGUAAUUCUUAAGUGAAGGUUUGUACAUAAACAGCAUGAUU
This is a messenger RNA of Rhinolophus ferrumequinum (greater horseshoe bat), 7731 nucleotides long. RefSeq names its product adenosine deaminase RNA specific B2 (inactive) (gene ADARB2). The coding region runs from base 711 to 2897 and encodes 728 amino acids. Gene Ontology annotation, molecular function: double-stranded RNA adenosine deaminase activity; tRNA-specific adenosine deaminase activity; double-stranded RNA binding. The record is from RefSeq and is a predicted model, not a curated record. Gene Ontology annotation, biological process: RNA processing; adenosine to inosine editing. NCBI's taxonomy places the organism in Eukaryota, Metazoa, Chordata, Mammalia, Chiroptera, Rhinolophidae. The transcript has 10 exons. Gene Ontology annotation, cellular component: cytoplasm; nucleolus.